AUGGAUAAACAAAUGAGUUCUGACACAGAGAAACCUCUCGGAGCAUACAGGUGGCAGACGCAUCCUUGGCUUCCUUGGAGGAUAAGCAAAGGAGAGCACUUGUUCAGCCUGAGAGGGGAGGGCAAUGAGCCAGGCCUGGCCAAAAGUUCUACAAGCGUGGAUGCUACCAGUGCUGAUGAUCUCCGUGAAGACCCCACAGAGGCGCUUUUGCAAGCAAGGACUAGACCGUUCCAGGUUCCCUUCAAGCGAUCUCUGUCUGAACCCGUGCCACACAUUGGAAACAGGAAUGCAAAGCCAUUUCUGCAAGCCGUGCGUUUGGUGGACUCUGAGCAGCAGGGCUACUUCAUCCGUGGCAUUUUCUCCUCUCUCUCAAGUGGCUUUUCAAAGAUAAUGAGUCGAAAAGGGGAGCCUGACAGUGAGUCAGUAGAUGAAGGGAAGACAGAAGAUAGUCAAAUCAGUUUGAGUACAGAUGUGAAGGGACCACCUACACACCGCCUGUCCUGCGGCCAGUCCCCCUACACCGAGACGACAACAUGGGAGAGGAAAUACUGCAUCCUGACAGACAGCCAGCUGGUGCUGCUCAACAGGGAGAAAGAGGUGCCUGUCGAUGGGGUCCAGGAGCCGCAGGCGUUAAGCACAAAAGUCAGAGGGCUGAGGAGGACGGUGCGCGUCCCAUCCCCUGCGAGGGAAAGCGAGCAGUGACCUCAGGGUGGAGCAAAGCUCCCUGUCCCAGCAGAGAGAUCUCCUCGCAGACGGAGCAUCUCCGGGACCAGCACCUCUGAGCAGAAGACCAACUCCAUGGAUGUUUCGAAUACUUCUCCUUUCAAAGUGCCAGGCUUCUUCAGUAAACGUCUGAAAGGAUCCAUCAAGAGGACAAAGAGUCAGUCAAAGCUGGACAGGAACACAAGUUUCCGUCUCCCAUCACUCCGCAGUGCCGAUGACAGGUCCCGCGGAUUGCCAAAGCUGAAGGAGUCCCGUUCCCAUGAGUCAUUACUGAGCCCAGGCAGCGCCGUGGAGUCCCUGGAUUUUGGGUCAGAAGAAAAAGUCUUUGUCAAACCACUUCACAGCAGUAUCCUUGGAAAAGACUUCUGCUUUGAGGUAACCUACUCCAGUGGCAGUAAAUGCUUCAGUUGUUCCUCUGCGGCAGAGAGGGACAGGUGGAUGGAAAACCUACGCAGAACAGUGCAGCCGACUAAGGACAACUGCCGUCGAGCUGAAAAUGUGCUCCGUCUCUGGAUCAUUGAGGCCAAGGAACUGGCCCCCAAGAAGAAAUACUUCUGUGAGCUGUGCCUUGAUGACACUCUCUUUGCCCGCACCACCAGCAAAACAAAAGCAGAUAACAUCUUCUGGGGAGAGCACUUUGAGUUCUACAGCCUCCCACCUCUUCACAGCAUCACAGUUCACAUCUACAAGGAUGGGGAGAAGAAGAAGAAAAAGGACAAGAACAAUUAUGUAGGCCUGGUCAACAUUCCCAUGGCCAGUGUAACUGGUCGCCAGUUUGUGGAAAAAUGGUACCCAGUCAGCACACCCACACCCAACAAAGGGAAAGCAGGGGGACCCUCCAUUCGGAUAAAGUCCCGUUACCAGACCAUCACCGUCUUGCCCAUGGAGCAAUACAAAGAAUUCGCAGAGUUUGUUACCAGCAACUACACUAUGCUGUGCUCUGUGCUGGAGCCUGUGAUCAGCGUCAGGAAUAAGGAGGAGAUGGCGUGUGCUUUGGUGCACAUUCUGCAGAGCACCGGGAGAGCCAAGGAUUUCUUGACAGAUUUGGUGAUGUCUGAGGUAGAUCGUUGCGGGGAGCACGAUGUCUUGAUCUUCAGGGAGAACACGCUUGCUACCAAAGCUAUUGAGGAGUACCUGAAGUUGGUAGGGCAGAAGUAUCUUCACGAUGCGCUAGGGGAGUUUAUCAAGGCUUUAUAUGAGUCAGAUGAAAACUGUGAAGUGGAUCCCAGCAAAUGUUUGUCCAGUGAAUUAACAGACCAUCAGAGCAACCUGAAAAUGUGUUGUGAGCUGGCCUUCUGCAAGAUUAUCAAUUCGUACUGCGUGUUCCCUCGUGAGCUGAAGGAGGUAUUUUCAUCUUGGAAGCAGCAGUGCCUGAGCAGGGGCAAGCAGGACAUCAGCGAACGCCUGAUCAGUGCCUCCCUCUUCCUCCGCUUCCUCUGCCCCGCUAUCAUGUCCCCCAGCCUCUUCAGCCUCAUGCAGGAGUAUCCCGACGACCAGACAUCUCGCACGCUCACGCUUAUUGCGAAAGUCAUUCAGAACCUCGCCAAUUUUGCUAAGUUUGGUAAUAAGGAAGAGUAUAUGGCCUUCAUGAAUGACUUUUUGGAACACGAGUGGGGAGGAAUGAAGCGUUUUCUUCUGGAGAUCUCUAAUCCGGAUAUUGCCUCAAACAUGCCUGGAUUCGAGGGCUACAUCGACCUGGGCAGAGAGCUCUCAGUUUUGCAUUCCCUCUUGUGGGAGGUUGUGUCCCAACUUGAUAAGGGUGAAAAUUCCUUCCUACAGGCGACCGUGGCAAAACUGGGACCUCUGCCUCGUAUUCUUGCCGAUAUCACCAAAUCAAUGACCAACCCUACGCCGAUACAGCAGCAGCUGAGGCGUUUCACUGAGCACAGCUCUAGUCCAAACAUCAGUGGCAGCCUCUCCUCAGGGCUUCAGAAGAUAUUUGAGGACCCCACUGAUGGCGACUUGCAUAAGCUGAAGUCUCCAACCCAGGAAAAUGUAGAUGGAUAUUUGAGGGGCAAGACCUUGCUGUUGCCACCGAUGCCGAAGGCCUCCGUGGACUCCAGUCUCGAGAACCUGAGCACUGCCAGCUCCCGGAGCCGAAGCAACAGUGAAGACUUCAAGCUCAGCGGGCCCAGCAACAGCAGCAUGGAGGACUUCGCCAAGCGCAGCACGCAGAGCGAGGACUUCUCUCGGCGCCACGCCGUCCCAGACAAGCACGUCCCCAUCGCCCUGCCCCGCCAGAACAGCAGCAGCCAGGCGCAGAUCCGCAGGGCGGACCAAGGCCGCUCCCGGCAGCAGUCGUCCUCCUCGAGAGAGAGCCCUGUCCCCAAGGUGAGGGCAAUUCAGAGACAGCAAACGCAGCAGGUUCAGUCGCCUGUGGACUCGGCCACAAUGUCACCAGUGGAAAGGACAGCUGCGUGGGUUCUCAAUAACGGGCAGUAUGAAGAAGUGGAGGAGGACGCAGAGCAGAAUCCCGAUGAAGUCAAGCAUGCUGAGAAGUACGAACAAGAGAUAGUGAAGCUGAAGGAGCGCCUGAAGGUGUCAAGUCGCCGGCUGGAGGAGUAUGAGCGGCGGCUCCUGGUGCAAGAGCAGCAAAUGCAGAAGCUGCUGAUGGAGUACAAGUCCAGGCUGGAAGACAGCGAGGAGAGACUGCGCAGGCAACAGGAGGAGAAGGACAGCCAGAUGAAAAGUAUCAUCAGCAGACUGAUGGCGGUUGAAGAGGAGCUGAAGAAGGAUCAUGCAGAGAUGCAAGCUGUCAUCGAUGCAAAGCAGAAAAUUAUUGAUGCACAGGAGAAGCGGAUCGUGUCCCUGGACUCUGCCAACACGCGGCUGAUGAGUGCCCUGACGCAGGUGAAGGAGCGCUACAGCAUGCAAGUCCGCAAUGGCAUCUCCCCCACCAACCCCACCAAGCUUUCCAUCACGGAGAAUGGUGAAUUCAAAAACAGCAGCUGCUGA
Messenger RNA from Opisthocomus hoazin, 3678 nucleotides. Lineage: Eukaryota; Metazoa; Chordata; Aves; Opisthocomiformes; Opisthocomidae. The record is from RefSeq and is a predicted model, not a curated record.